CGUCACCUUUGCGCAUGCGUAAUUGGAACCAAAACAACGUGCAUGUGUUGCUGGACAGAUUUUCACAGAUUUUGAACCGGAUAGUGGUUCAGUUCAGGACAAAAUGACUUCUACGGAAGUUAAAAACCGUAUCAACAGCGGACAAGACUCAGCUCAGACACCCAGUGUUGAUCAGGAUGACACAGUAAAAUUGAAACGGACCAUUACACUGUUCAACGGAGUGGGAAUCAUUGUCGGUUCCAUCAUUGGAUCUGGGAUUUUUGUCUCUCCCAGGGGUGUGUUAGAAGGGGCUGGCUCGGUUGGUGUGUCAAUUAUCGUAUGGGCUGGUUGUGGGUUGUUGUCACUGGUUGGAGCGCUGUGUUAUGCUGAGCUUGGUACAACAAUUACAAGGUCAGGAGGAGACUACGCCUAUAUUCUGGAAGCUUUUGGACCAUGUUUGGCUUUCUUACAACUUUGGGUUAACCUGAUUAUCAUCCGUCCCACAGCUCAGGCGAUUGUAGCACUUACAUUCGCUUACUACGCUCUUCAGCCAAUAUUCCCAACAUGCGAUCCACCAGAGGCAGCCACCAGACUCCUUGCUGCACUGUGCAUCAGUAUUUUAACAUUUGUGAACAUUGCCAGUGUGAAAGCAGCUACAAAAAUCCAGGAUUUUUUCACGGUGGCCAAACUGCUAGCCCUAUUGCUUAUUAUUGUCACUGGUGCUGUUAUGAUUGGGAUGGGUGAACAUGAGCAUAUAGUAAAUGCUUGGGAUAAUAUAGAUGGUGCUAAUGUAGGAGUGGGGUCAGUUUCCCUCGCCUUCUAUAGCGGUCUUUUUGCUUAUGCAGGAUGGAACUUCCUUAAUUUUGUAACAGAAGAAUUAAUUGAUCCUUACAAAAACUUGCCACGUGCUAUCUACAUAUCUAUACCUAUUGUAACAUUUGUAUAUGUGUUUUCCAAUGUAGCUUAUUUCUCGCUUGUGUCACCACGAGAAAUGAUGGAAUCUAAUGCAGUAGCUGUGACAUUUGCUGAGAAAGUGUAUGGUUUUAUGGCCUGGAUAAUACCAGUAUUUGUAUCACUCUCCACAUUUGGAGGUGUGAAUGGUCUACUGUUUACCUCAGGGAGAUUAUUUUUUGUUGGAGCAAGAGAAGGACAUUUACCAGAGUUGAUGUCUAUGAUAAAUGUGAAACGUUAUACACCCAUGCCUGCCAUGCUCUUCACUGGAGGGCUGUCAAUACUUAUGUUGAUCUCAGAUGACAUGUAUGCUCUCAUCAACUACAUGAGCUUUGUACAGUGGUUGUCUGUGGGUAUGUCUGUCACAGGUCUGCUGUAUCUCCGCUACAAACAUCCUGAAUGGGACAGACCUAUUAAAUUUAACAUUGCUAUACCAGUCACGUUCCUGAUAGCUGUAAUUUUCUUGUUAAUUGUGCCUCUUUUUGCUGCACCAAAAGAUACGGGUAUGGGCCUCCUUUUGGUACUGACUGGACUUCCUGUUUAUGUUGUUGGUGUACGUUGGAAAAACAAGCCGAAAGCCUUUACAAAAUUUGUUAGAUCAUUAACACAAACUAGCCAAAAGAUUUGUGAUGUCGUUUCUGAGGAAGUAUCAUGAUGGAGCUGGUAGCUACAUGAAGUCCAGAAUAUAUAUUGAGGAUCUUGAGCAAUAUGCUGUUUUAGAUGAAACCACUAGUGUUAUUUCUAGAGCUCAAAAAGGGCAGGGUGCUGUCAAAAAGGGGCAGGGUGCUGUCCGAAAGGGGCAGGGUGCCCUUUUAGAUGUGAAAGUUACCAUAGCAGUAGUUGCAUUUCUAGAUGUCUAUAGUUAACAUGUAUUCCAU
This is a messenger RNA of Mercenaria mercenaria, 1808 nucleotides long. Its product is annotated as large neutral amino acids transporter small subunit 2-like. The transcript is spliced from 12 exons. The coding region runs from base 104 to 1585 and encodes 493 amino acids. NCBI's taxonomy places the organism in Eukaryota, Metazoa, Mollusca, Bivalvia, Venerida, Veneridae. Gene Ontology annotation, biological process: amino acid transmembrane transport. Gene Ontology annotation, cellular component: membrane. Gene Ontology annotation, molecular function: L-amino acid transmembrane transporter activity. The record is from RefSeq and is a predicted model, not a curated record.